Cyclocybe aegerita is the source of this 1641-nucleotide messenger RNA. The record is from the annotation of a GenBank genome assembly. NCBI's taxonomy places the organism in Eukaryota, Fungi, Basidiomycota, Agaricomycetes, Agaricales, Hemipholiotaceae.
AUGCUGAUAGCUGACCUGGAUUACCAGAUGUCGACCAAGAUAUUUUCGGGAAAUCAAAACUUCAGAUGCGCUAUGUGUGGCGAGCAGGGAAGCUUCGGCGCCCAAUACUCCACUCAGACCGCCUGUACACGGCUGCGAAUAUUCAGCCCCCCAUGUCCCCCAUGUAUCACACUCGAAGCUCUGGACCGCCAGAUUGCUGAGACCCGUGCUUUUCUCGCACAUAUGGAAGCACACCGUGCCACCGUUCUACCUGACAUCAACGCGUCUCACGACCCCCUCACGGACCUCCUGCCGACCGAGAUUGCAUCUCGAAUUUUCGUUUCCUGUAUGUAUGACCUUGAAGAAGGAGAAGAACUCGAUCACCACGUCCCGUUGACACUUUCUAGUGUUUCAAGGCGCUGGCGGGAUAUAGCCAGGUCGACCGCGCCUCUGUGGGCAUACGUUCGCGUUGGACUCGACUCGGUGGGCAACCAGCAGGAGUACCAAGAAAUUCUUCACCAGUGGCUAUCCCGCUCCAGAGGAUUUCCGCUUUCAGUCGUUGUCCAUGUCAAAUAUUGCGAUCCGAAUGAUACCAAGAAGUGGGCUUUCUGUCGGACCAUCAUACGGAUUCUAAAUGCCCACUCCUCUCGGUGGACAGACCUUUGCGUUAUUAUGCCUCUUCAUCUCAUUACUAUUCUUGAUGGACGUGCUCCCAAUCUUCGGCAGCUCUCGAUUACCCCUCCUUACAGCCUUGAGGACUACUCUGGACCCGCCUAUUUCUGCGUCUCGAUCCCCUACCCUGCCCCAAAUACUGUGUUUCUCACACAAUGCAGACUGGAGAACUUUAAAAUCGAGUGGCAGAAUGUUACGAAAGUAACGCUUUCUGCCAUCCUGAUCAAUGAAUGCCUCGAAGUCUUCAAAAUGGCACCCCUGCUCCAGGAAUGUGCGCUAUACGACGUCGAAGAAAGCCCAGUCGUGGUCUCAUACCCGGAAACUCCGAUCAUUCUUGAACACCUUACGACGAUGGACGUUGAAGUUACAACCAGUUCCACAUCUCUUUUCUUUGACAACAUCGUCGCACCAUCCCUGAAUUCGCUAUUUUAUCGUGGGGACAAACAAAGCCUUAACCCACUGACGUCUCUCGUCCGCCGGUCGUCUUGUCAGAUAAAGUCGCUAACUGUCUAUGAAUUCGACCCAGUAGAACACGAGGCCGAACUUUGCGAGCUCCUCUGGGCACUCCCCGCUCUAGAAAGUCUUGGCCUCUCCUCUAUCUAUCUUUCGAACGAGAUCUUCGAGCUACUCAGCCGAUCGGCCCAAGUCCCGGGAGAGGAAGGACAGAAAGAAACCCAAUUCCUCCCUUUGCUUAGGAAACUCCGUAUCCGUGUUCCAGCAGGUCCGCCGCGAUUCUCGUGGUCCGCUGUCCGCAGCACCAUACAAACGCAGCUAUUUCUUGAACGAUUCCACCUUGAUGUACGGGUGGAUAAAGGCGACAAAGGCUGCUACAUAGAUGAGGCUAGUCUCGAUUUUUUCCAACGCCUCGUCGAUGGGGGUUUCCAUAUGUCAAUCUGGAACGAAAGGUGGGUGGGAUCUCAUGAUGUCAUAGCGUAUUCUAGGGAUUACUAUGCAGGACGCAAGAUGCCACUUACCAUUACUGGUGCAUAA